Molecule: messenger RNA, 381 nt
Organism: Ostreobium quekettii
Lineage: Eukaryota; Viridiplantae; Chlorophyta; Ulvophyceae; Bryopsidales; Ostreobiaceae
Source: the annotation of a GenBank genome assembly
AUGGAGAACGUGCCCUUGGCUGCUCCUGAGAGGGCAAGGGGGCCCAGAAGGAGAGUUAAGAGGGUCCAGGGCAGUGCCCCUGCCACUGAGACGUCUCCUGCUGCGAUCGAAUCCGCAGAUGGCAAGGCGGAUUAUCACUGCAAUGCCCUGGCCGUUGUUGAGCCUCCACAGGAGGCGAAGAUGGAGCACCAGAUCGGCACAAAGGAUGGAAUGGAGGAGGAGAACAGUGGUGCACAGAAUGAGGCUCCCAACGAGUUUGAAGCGCAGGAGCUCAUCGAGGGAGACCUAUUCGUCCUCGGUGCUGGCGACAUGGGACAGCUAGGGCUGGGGGAUGGGAUCGACGAGGUGGCCAGGCCCCGCAUUCUCUGCCUGCCACUUCAG